Molecule: messenger RNA, 5138 nt
Organism: Paramuricea clavata
Lineage: Eukaryota; Metazoa; Cnidaria; Anthozoa; Malacalcyonacea; Plexauridae
Source: the annotation of a GenBank genome assembly
UGUCCAUAGAUCUGAGCUCAUCAAAUACCUAAACAAGACAACAGAUGUUGCAGAUAGUCUUUUGGUUGGAUAUGACAAACGGUUUAUCCCAACUUUCCCGGGUAAGGAUGGUGACACUGCAGAAUCAAAUAAAGACAAACUUUCCUGGAUUUCUAUAGAGAGAGCAGUUUAGAACUGAUAGAGCUAUCCAGUAUAAAUAAAGUUAGUUUAGUUUAGGUUUCCUCCUGUAGCAACACUGGAUCAAUAAGAGAUGAUCCUUACUGGACCUCUAGGAAGAACAGUUUAGAACUGAUAGAACUAUCCAGUAUAAAUAAAGUUAGCUUAGUUUAGGUUUCCUCCUGUAGUAACACUGGAUCAAUAAGAGAUGAUCCUUACUGGACCUCUAGGAAGAACACUUUAUAACUGAUAGAGAUAUCCAGUAUAGACAAUGUCUCAGAAUGAUUUAUUAUACCUUUUCCUCAAAUUUCCAGGAACGCCAUUAGAAAUUCAGCUACAGGUCGUGGUUGCUGAUGUCCUGAAGAUAGGAGACAUGGUUUGUAAUUUUUAAACAAAUAUUACUUGCAGUUACAUAACAUAUUAUAGGUGAUGUUGUUGUUAUUGUUUCUUUGUAUUUGUUAUUGUUUUCGAUGGUGUUGUGGUUGUUUUUUGCUGUUGCUGUUGUUGUUGGUGGUGGUGCUGUUGUUGUUGUUGUUGUUGUUGUUGUCGUUUUUGUUUGUUGUUGCUGUCGUUUUUGUUUGUUGUUGCUGUCGUUUUUGUUUGUUGUUUGUUGUUUGUUGUUGUUUGUCGUUGCUGUCGUUGCUGUCGUUGCUGUCGUUGUUGUCGUUGUUGUUGUUGUUGUUGUUGUUGUUGUCGUCGUUUUUGUGACGUUGUUGUUGUUGCUGUUGUUGUUGUCGUUGUUGUUGUCGUUGUUGUCGUCGUUUUUGUGACGUUGUUGUUGUUGUUGUUGUUGUUGUUGUUGUUGUUGCUGUUGUUGCUGUUGUUGCUGUUGUUGUUGUUGUUGUUGUUGUUGUUGUUGUUGUUGUUGUUGUUGUUGUUGUUGUUGUUGUUGUUGUUGUUGUUGUUGUUGUCGCCUUCGUUGUUGUUGACGUUAUCGUUGUUGUUGUUGUCGCUGUUGUCGUUGUUUACAACAACUCAAAUACAUUCCACGUAUUUUCACCCUAGGAAGCAGAAAUGAUAAUCUUUAUAAGGCAACGUUGGUACGACUACCGACUUUCAUGGAAUUCCACGGAAAGACUAAAGAUCCGAGAACAUUUCCUGGAUAAAAUAUGGCUGCCUGAUGUUCGCAUAGUUAAUCUGAAGGAUGCCAGAAGAUUUGAGGGAUUCGGUGGAGUAAAUAUGAACAUCAAGCCAACUGGAUAUAUUUAUUUCAGUCAACUGUGAGCACUCGAAACUGUUUAUCUUUCUUCAAUAACUCUGAGAUCCCAUCAUCGGCACUGCGCAUCGACAUAAUGCGUUUUGCGCUGAGAUAAAUUGCACUUGAACAUGUACACACGCAAAAUUCUCACAUUUUGUAGCAAGUCUACCAACAAGCCGUCAACAAGUUGUGUUCGCACUGCUUGUCCCAAGUUGUCAACAAGUUCGGAACAAGCUGUUAACAAUUUGUAACAACCUUGUUGAUAUUAUCAGGUCCGAUACAGUCAUGAUAUAACAAUACUGGUACCACCUUGUGUCGUCAACCCUGUAACAUUCUUGUUAAAUCAUGACUGUAUCAGACUUGUUGAAACAACCUUGUAACAAGUCUGAUAACGCCAUCAAGCUUGUUCCAAGUUGUUAACAGCUAGUUCCAAACUUGCCAAACUAAACUAAACUAAACUAAACGUGUUUCAUAGUUAUACCCUUAAAGAAUUCGAAGCUCAAAACCUUUUACCCCUGAAGAAUUCCAAACUUAUAAUAUUUCACUCCUGAAUAAUUCCAACCCUGAAAAAUCUCAAUCUCAAAAUCGUUUACCCUUGAAGAAUUCCAAGCUCAAAACUCUUUACCCCUGAACAAUUCCACGCUCAAAACCCUUCUCCCAUGACGAAUUCCAAGCUCAAAACCCUGAACCCCUGAAGAAUUCCAAGCUAUGAAAAAUUUCGAUCUCAAACCUCUUUACCCCUGAAGAAUUCCGAGCUAAAAACCUUUUACGCUUGAAGAAUUCCAAGCUCAAAGCCCUUUACCUCUGAAGAAUUCCAAGCUCAAAAACCCUUUACCCUUGAAGAAUUCCAAGCUCAAAACCCUUUACCCCUGAAAAAUUCCAGGGAUCCUCGAUAGGGGGGAAGUACGGAUAUUAAAUGGAAUAGCGCAUUAUGACUUAAUAAUUGAGUACGUUUAUUAACGUUUAUUAUGAUAUAUUAAACCGUUUCGUUAAAUUAAUAAUCACAAUCACUAAAUUAACACUUUGUUUUCCAGAGUUCAUGUCACGACAAGUUGUCCAAUGGAUUUGCAUAGAUUUCCAAUGGAUCGACAAACAUGCUUUCUUCAUUUUUCAUCAUGUAAGUCAAACGUCAUUUGUAGUGUUGACGGCAGAGAGGUUAUCGAUUAUAAUUACUUCUCAGUUGCAUGUGAAAAAGAAUGCUUCCAGCUUGACUCUACCAAACACCGCAGGUUUCACAAAGCACUCGUCUAUUCUUACUGGACAUUAAAUUAUUUUUGUUAUGCAACUUGUUUUGACAGUCGCGUAUGACAAAAAACUGGUCAACUUCUCAUCUUCUGGAAAGAAAGUUGAAGUGCGGCAACAUCAACUUCCACAAUUUGAACUGGUUGAAGCCAAGGAGAUUGAUGAAGGUAGCACCGGUAGGGUUGAUGAAAUAUAUCUAUCAUCAUGAUCAUGAUCAAAUAUCUCUAUCAUCAUGAUCGUAAUAAUAAUGAUCAUCAUCAUCAUCAUCAUGGUUCUAUUCCAUCAUCACGAUCAUCAUCAACACCAUCAUCAUUAUCAUUACUAUCAUCAUUACCAUCAUCAUUACCAUCAUCGUUAUCAUCAUCAUUACCAUCAUCAUCAUUAUCAUCAUCAUUACCAUCAUCAUUACCAUCAUUAUCACCAUAAUCAUCACAAUCAUUAUCAUCACAUCAUCGCCAUCACCAUCAUCACCAUAAUUAUCAUUAUCAUCAUUAUCAUCAUCAUCAUCACUAUAAUCAUGACCAUCAUUAUCACCAUCACUACCAUCUGAUAUCAUCAUCAUAAAAAUUUAAUAAAUAUCUUUGUUUCAUCAAGGAUCUAUGUCAAAAUUUACCGUGGCACUAUCAUUCCAACGACGAGCUGGCUACUACAUAUUACAAGUGUAUAUCCCAGCGACUUUCUUAGUCAUCCUCUCCUGGCUAGCAUUCUUCAUGGAGUCAUCAAACAUUGCCGAUCGUCUUGCCCUAGAAAUAACGAUGAUUCUAUCAACAGUCUUUCUCCUUGAUGGAAUCAACGAUAGUGUAAUUAACGUGUCGUACGCCAAGGCAUCUGAUUGGUUCGUUAUUACGUCGUUUGGUUUUAUUUUCAUGGCGUUGUUGGAAACCAUGCUCGUCUAUCGUCUGGCGUUGCGGGAAGGAAGCAAAUCCAAAAAUCCUAGUGCUGCUACGGUACGUUUGGACGAAGUUAACUUUAUUUAUACUGGAUAGCUCUAUCAGUUCUAAACUGUCUUUUCUAGAGGUCCAGUAAGGAUUAUCUCUUAUUGAUCCAGUGUUACGACAGGAGGAAACCUAAACUAAACUAACUUUAUUUAUACUGGAUCGCUUUAUCAGUUCUAAACUGUCUUUUCUAGAGGUCCAGUAAGGAUCAUCUCUUAUUGAUCCAGUGUUACCCAAACUAAACUAACCUUAUUUAUACUGGAUAGCUUUAUCAGUUCUAAACUGUUCUUCCUAGAGGUCCAGUAAGGAUCAUCUCUUGUUGAUCUAGUGUUACUACAGGAGGAAACCUAAACUAAACUAACUUUAUUUAUAAUGGAUAGCUCUAUCAGUUCUAAACUGUUCUCCCUAGAGGUCCAGUAAGGAUCAUCUCUUAUUGAUUCAGUGUUACUACAGGAGGAAACCUAAACUAAACUAACUUUAUUUAUACUGGAUAGCUUUAUCAGUUCUAAACUGUUCUUCCUAGAGGUCCAGUAAGGAUCAUUUUCUAGAGGUCCAGUAAGGAUCAUCUCUUAUUGAUCCAGUGUUACUAGAGGAGGAAACCUAAACUAAACUAACUUUAUUUAUACUGGAUAGCUUUAUCAGUUCUAAACUCUUGUUCCUAGAGGUCCAGUAAGGAUCAUCUCUUAUUGAUCCAGUGUUACUACAGGAGGAAACCUAAACUAAACUAACUAUAUUUAUACCAGCUUGUCAACAAGAUAAUUCUAACCGCACUGCUUGUCCCCAGUUGUUAACAAGUCCGCUGGAACAAGUUGUUAUCAUCUUGUAACAAGGUUGACGAGGCCAACAGACUCGCAACAAAUUGCUCCAACAAGUCUGAUAUCGUCUGCACGUAGCACGUUGUUAACAAGUUGAUGACAAGCUUGUAACAGCUUGCUACGAACAGCCUGUUAAUAUUAGUCUUGUUGGAACAACUUGUAGCAAGUCUGUUACCGUCAUCAACCUUGUAACAAGGUGAUAACAACUUGUUCCAGACUUGUCACAACAACUGGGAACAAGCAGUGCGAACACAUCCUGAUAUCGGCUUGACAACAACCUUGUUACAAUUUCUUGUUUGCAGAACUGUAACAACUUGCGCGAUUUAAUUUAUUCGCGUGUAACCGCAAACAUGAAAACUCACCAAACUCGUAAUUAUUUCUUAGAGCGCUCUCGAGAAACAUCUAUCGAUCGUGUUUUUGAAAACAGAUGAUGAACAGGCAGUGGAGAAUAUCGAAACUAAACUCAAACAGCAAGCAGUUCUCACGACAGAGCCAGAAGACCUCGAAUAUAGCAGCCGAAAGAGCAGUGACAUCACAAUAAACACGUCUGAACACAGUACUUCCUCCAGGAAAUCUUGUCUUGCAUCGCGUUGGAUCGAUAAAGUUUGCGUCGUUCUGUUUCCCAUGAUGUAUGUCGGUUUUAAUGUCGGAUAUUGGUGGUACUAUCUCCCGUGAACCUACCCUGCUAAACCACUGCCAGCAGGGUACCGUGAACCUUAACAUUAAAAUGGAUUAAGAAGUAGAUCUAUCAAUUAGAUUAACGCUAUUAGGGAGCUUAAGCAUACAAGACGG